UGCAUCACAUCAACAGCACCAGGCACGCACGUCCGAGGGAGCCGCGGGGGGAUAGGCAAGACAAGGCAACAGAUCGGCUGAGUGAAUGGCGAUGAUCUUAAUGUCCCGUGCGAUCUCGACAAUAUUAUGGCAUUUGUCACAUCCUUGUCAGUUGUUUGUCACCUGCGCCUCCUCCGUGUUGCUCCUGUUAUUUUUUUUAUCGGUAACAAACACCAGCCUUGGGAUAAGAAAGCAGUACAUAAGGUGUCUCCUGAAACUGUUUGAGGUCACUUACUUUCUGCUUGACAGCGGUAAAUGUGAGCACUGUGUAUCAAGUAUACCAAAGUUAGCCCAUUGGUACUCUAUGGCAUGAACUAUGGCCGAAUAAAAAUUGAACGAGCCAAUCGGCAACGCCUUAAACGAGAAGAAAGUGCAGAGGACCUCACAGAUUUGGAUUCUGAGCCGAUAAACACCACUACUUCAGUGAUCACGAGGGACGAUGUUAUUGUUGGAGCUGAGCAGCCAAUUAUCAACAUCCCACUCAAGGAAUACCACCUCGGUGACAUCACAUACUUCAUCAAGAAAGGUGUUGAGGCAAUCAUUGAUGAUGUGGUGACCAAGCGGUUUGCUACUGAAGAGCUGCCUUCCUGGAAUUUGCUGACAAGGACCAACAAAAACUAUACUUUUGUCAGUUUUCGGUUGACCAUCAUAUGGUGCAUUGGCUGUCUGCUGCGCUAUGUCAUUCUCUUCCCAAUGAGGGUGGCACUGACAUGCAUUGGCAUGAUUUGGCUUAUCUGCUGUACAGCCAUACUAGGAUAUUUUCCAGAGGGUCGGCUGAAGCGAUUCCUGUAUUGGCACAUCAGUCUGAUCACUUUCCGGAUUCUCUCGAGAGCAGUGUCAGCCAUAGUCACAUACCACAACAGAGAAAACCGUGCCAAGCCUGGUGGCAUCUGUGUUGCAAAUCAUACUUCCCCCAUUGAUGUGGCUAUGCUGGCGAGCGACAAUUGUUAUGCAUUGGUGGGCCAGACCCAAGGUGGUUUCAUAGGUGUUAUUCAGACAGCACUCAACAAGGCAACCUCGCACAUCUGGUUUGAGCGAGCUGAGAUCAAGGACAGGCAGGCAGUUGCCAAGAGACUCAGAGAGCAUGUUGAAGAUCCUAUGAAGCUCCCCAUUCUCAUAUUUCCUGAAGGCACGUGCAUCAACAACACAUCAGUGAUGCAGUUCAAGAAGGGCAGCUUUGAGGUUGGUGGCACCAUCUACCCAGCUGCUAUCAAGUAUGAUGCAAGAUUUGGGGAUGCCUUCUGGAACAGUAGCAAGCAGAACUACAUCCACUAUCUGGCUAUGAUGAUGUCAUCAUGGGCCAUAGUAUGCGACGUGUGGUACUUGCCACCCAUGAAAAAAAGAGAUGAUGAGUCAUCAGUGGAGUUUGCCAACCGAGUCAAAUCCAAGAUUGCCGAGCAGGGUGGCCUGCUCGACUUAAACUGGGAUGGCUUGCUCAAGCGCACCUACGUCAAGCGGGAGUGGAAGGAGCAGCAACAGAAGGACUUCAGUCAACGCCUCAAGCUGACAGAAUGGAAGACAGUGACUUUCCAAGAAACUAAAAUGCACCCGAUGACUUGCACACCAGUCUGCCAGGACACAGCAUCAAGGCCGCUCAAGUGCAACUAGAAUAGUUUGUUCUUUGGAGUGUCCCCACUUCUAUGAUGGUCCUUGGAAGACAAUGCUAGGAAGUGGACUUCUUGCGAAAGUAGUUCAGUAUCCUUUGCCAGUGGGACAUGGUUCGGAAUGACACUGUGGGCUUUACACUCGGGGUGGGACCAGAGUCAGUGGUGUGCGAAGCAUCUGUUGUCUGCUGCUCAGCUGGUUCCCGGCUGUGUUUGUUGCGCUUCUUGAGCUUUUUGUACUUGUUACGCACCAAGUGUGAUUUGGUGUGGGAAAUCAUGGCUCGUUUGAGUUGCACAACGAUCUCCACAACAGCCUUGGCCACUUCGGUAGGGGGUGCUUCUUUCUCAGACAGGACAGACCACUUCUCUUCAGUGAUGCCAUGUGGGGUCUAAAAAAAUAUGCAGCCAAAAAAAAAAAAAAAAAACGGAAGUAGAUUAGAAAUCACUCUUUACAGAAGGUAUUUCAUACGGCUCACCUCUAAAAUCUUCAGAGGCACGCCAAACUGACCACCAGCUGCUCCUCCAGUUGAGACUACAGGCACAACAAAGUGAUCGCUCCAGACGAAUUGUUCAACCUCGUGAGCUGCACAAGGACCACCUGCAAUGCACGCAUUGUACCAUUGUUGUAUCCCCAGUUUCCCAUGUCUAUUUCAUGCAACCUCUACAAUAAUGGGCUGAUAAUGAUAGGUUACUGCCUUAUUAAUAAUUAUUUGCAUACUAAAAAGGCCAGAACUCAUCACUCCUAAUGGUUUUUCAGCAAGGGAGAGUUAAAUGACAAAAAGUUGCUACAGUCGAGCUCCAAUAUGUCAAUUUCGUGUAUGAAAGCUUGUAAAAUACUGAUGCUUCUAAAGCUGUAAUUUGAGAGUUCAGCAAAAUCAUUAGUUAUAUUGUGCAAAAGUAGCAAAUAUAAUAAAACAUAAAACAGCUGGUUCACCAUUCUGCCCCGAAAUUUGAAUUUCUACUACUGCAAUUAUAAUUUGUGGAAGAUUUUAACAUUUAGGCUGGAUUUAACAUCACUCACUGUAUCAUCAUCAUAGGCGAUUGUCAGCUAUUGUCAGUCACCUUUGCUGAACACAUUGGACAAAAUAUUUUUUGUGUCACAACAAAGGAAAGGGUUUGGACUGUGUGCUUGUCUUAGCUAAUGCUCAAGUCAGUGAGGGAGAGGAUAACUGCAGGAACUCCACCCAACUCCACCCGUGUGCUUGAGCGUAACUAAAUGAAGAUGUAACUGAAUGUUGCUGUGCAGCAACUGAGAAAGCAUAAGUGACCUGAUAAAUAGGAGUAAGUUAAUGGUCUGAGCAACUAUUUGAGAGCGAUGCAGAACCCCCUAUGCUUAAAAUGCAUGUAGAGCUGUUAUUAAAUGCUAAGAAUUUUGGGUCUAGUACGUCAUAUGUUGAUGUGUAAUCAACCCGUAGCCACAAUGAAGAAAACAGAACUCGGCAAAGCAAAGGAGGUUGGAAAGUGUAGUGAGGAAACAUGCUAUGUGUUAAGGUGCAUACUGACUGCUUGCACAGCUGGAAGUUCCCACAGUGUGUGCUCAGCCUCAAAGUCCCAGAUGAAGCCAUUUUUGCAGAAAUACACAAAAGCUAUUUUCUCCGUGCAUUCUUUAGUGCCGCCUUUAACGUGCCACUGAAAGACGAGUGUAAAGAGGCCCUAUAAAAUGCUUGGAACUUUUUUGCAAUUUUUGCUAUACCAAGUUUCUCUGUACCCCUCCUGAGUUCAACAUAAUAAAGUUUGACUGCAGCUUGUUGCGGACCGGU
Molecule: messenger RNA, 3403 nt
Organism: Dermacentor silvarum
Lineage: Eukaryota; Metazoa; Arthropoda; Arachnida; Ixodida; Ixodidae
Gene: Gpat4
Product: glycerol-3-phosphate acyltransferase 4
Exons: 14
Coding region: 349-1647 (432 amino acids)
Biological process (GO): triglyceride biosynthetic process
Cellular component (GO): endoplasmic reticulum
Molecular function (GO): glycerol-3-phosphate O-acyltransferase activity
Source: RefSeq, a predicted model, not a curated record